GUAGAGUCGAAGAGAAUUUCAAGAGCAUCUUUCUACGUAUUUAUAUCGGAAUCACUAUACAUGAAUACAUCGAUUGCUCACUGGAAAAUGCCAGCGCAAUUACAUCUCGAUUAAUCACUAGCAAACCGACGGUAAUGUACAUUCACGGUUUUUCAGAAAAUGUAGAGAAAAAGAGCGUACAAACAAUAGUGGAAGCUUAUUUGAAAAGAAACGAUCAUAAUAUUAUCGCAGUGGAUUACAGUAAAUUUGCGAACGACUCGUAUGUAACAGUGGCAAGAAAUGCUCCUCACGUUGCAAAUGCUCUUACGAUGAUUCUCGAUAAGAUGAUGAAGGACUUUGAUACCGAAAAAUUGCACAUUAUUGGGCACUCCAUGGGCAGUCAAAUCUCCGGUUAUAUUGGCAGAAAAGUUAAUUUUAAGAUUUCUAGAAUAACAGGAUUGGAUCCUGCUGGUCCCCUUUACAACUUUCUUCAACCUCAUCUUUCGCUCUCUGAUGCCCGUUUUGUGGAUAUCAUACAUACGGAUUAUGGAUUUUAUGGUAUUGCCAGGACUACAGGUACAGUGGACUUUUUCCCAAACGGUGGUGAACGCAUACAACCUGGCUGUCCACAACAUCCUAAAUUUUAUAGCAAAGAUGAUUUCUGCAGCCAUCAGCGUUCUUGGAAAUUCUAUGCAGAAUCUCUGAUCAACGAAUCUGUCUUCCUGGGUGUACAAUGUUCUUCAUUAUCUCAUUUGGCUUCCGGCAAAUGCAAUAAUAAUACGCAGAUUAUCAUGGGAUAUGCCACUCCAAGCAGCGCGAAAGGAACCGUUUAUCUUAUAACGAACGAUCAAAGUCCUUUUGGAUUGAAGGAACAAGGAUUCUUGACUUGA
Molecule: messenger RNA, 869 nt
Organism: Atta colombica
Lineage: Eukaryota; Metazoa; Arthropoda; Insecta; Hymenoptera; Formicidae
Product: phospholipase A1 member A-like
Exons: 6
Biological process (GO): lipid metabolic process
Molecular function (GO): lipase activity
Source: RefSeq, a predicted model, not a curated record